AUGAGCCAAGCCUGCUUGGAGAGGAGUGUCCGUGUGGGUUGCGCCAAAGCCUCGAAUCGCCAAAAAUCGCUCAGAAUCCGCAGGAGCAAGGUAAUCGGCAGAAAAAGGCGAUGGGCACAAAACAGCUUCAUUGCCCAGUCCCACCGGGCGAGUUGUCAGCGAACCGAUGGAGCGUGCAUGGCAACUCGUCUUGUCUCAUUUCCUUGUUUCCUCCCCAUCUUCAUCCUCCUGUCUCGUCCGUUUCGUGCAUAUCGCCUCAAGGCGCUGUACCAUUCGAGCCUGCUUUCUUUUUUCAUUGCCGACACGAGAAUGACACGAGUUGUCGCCACCCAAUUUCGACCAGGCAUUGCCGUUGAAGGCAGGAGACUGUACCGCUUCGUUGACCAGCCGAAUGCUCUCUCUUCAUCCGGACAAAUUGGAGACUGUCAAUUCCUUCAUUACUCUGUUGUGCUUGCUCCCGCACCCACUUCCCAAGGCCUACUUUAG
Molecule: messenger RNA, 486 nt
Organism: Protopolystoma xenopodis
Lineage: Eukaryota; Metazoa; Platyhelminthes; Monogenea; Polystomatidea; Polystomatidae
Source: the annotation of a GenBank genome assembly